This is a messenger RNA of Aphanomyces invadans, 1231 nucleotides long. RefSeq lists its product as hypothetical. Lineage: Eukaryota; Oomycota; Saprolegniomycetes; Saprolegniales; Verrucalvaceae. Gene Ontology annotation, cellular component: U2-type spliceosomal complex; U2 snRNP. The coding region runs from base 20 to 1036 and encodes 338 amino acids. The record is from RefSeq and is a predicted model, not a curated record. Gene Ontology annotation, molecular function: RNA binding. The transcript has 7 exons.
CCGUGGCGCAUUGGGCACAAUGGAGCCGCACAUGAUCAUGCAGCGCAUCCUGGACAGGGAAUUCUACCGCAUUGAAGCUGCCCUGGACAAGAACUUCGAGUACCUCGACAGAAUGGACCGAGAGCGGGAAGACGCGCUUGCCAGAGCCCAAGUUCGUGCACACACGACAUGUGGUGGCAACAGCUCGCAAACCAAGAAAGAAAGGAGCGCAGGGGUGUACAUCACGGGCCUCUCAACGUAUACUGCGUGCAAACAGUUGGAAUCGCUUUGCCAUCGACUCGGUCGCGUCAAGCGCAUCAAAUUCUACAAGGAUGAGCGAGGAAGUCUCAAGGGCGAUGCCUUGGUCGUGUUUUUCACCGUUGCCAUGAUGGAUGCAGCCAUCGCCAAGUUGCACAAUUGUGAGGUCAGACCCGGCGUUCGCAUCACGGCCGCCCCCGCAGACUACAAACAAAAGAAGACUACUGCCACCGACACCAUGCCACCGGCGGAGGAUAUGACCAUCGCUCCUUCAACCGAGACGAACUUGGUCGAUGCAUUUUUGCAGGAAAUUCAUGACAGCCUCCAUGGAGGGCUUGGGGCGACGGCUUCUACUCCUGCCGUGUCGGCCGCCCCAACAUUCGUCCAUUCCACAGCAGACGUUCCACCACCGUCCGCUGCAGUGCCGCCGUCGCCGAUUGCACCAAUAGAGAAUGCGCUGGAUGAACCGUCGAGAUCCGUGGUGCUGCGAGGUGUCUUGGACGAAGUCGACGACCCUUCCGACAACACGACAUCAUCGGACGAGUACUUGGACGUCGAAGAAGACCUGCGCAUUGAGUGCUCCAACUUUGGCACUGUUGUUCAGGUAUCGAUCCGUCGGGAGUUGAAUGAAGUGGCCGUCGAGUUCGACGCGCUGGACAGCGCCAUUGCGUGCUUGAAAGCGAUGCACGGUCGAUGGUUUGGUGGGAGGCAGAUCCGCGCCACGUUUGAUCCUGCAAAACCCGAAGCGAACGUCGAUGACCCGGACUUGAUGUUGCAAGCGUUCUUGGCGUCGGUUUAGAUGGAGCGAUGUAACGUGGACAAGCUGCCGCGUGCAUUUUCCUUAAGAAAAGUACGCAUCGUAAAUGACGAACCGAUUGGGCUGGUCAACGAAAGUAUCGAGGCCAAAGUGUUUGCGCAUGAACGAAAAGAGCUUCGGGGAGGGUCGGUCGUAUGCAAGUUGAUGCGGUGCGAUCGAUUCCCUCUAUCGUGGAAU